Molecule: messenger RNA, 3831 nt
Organism: Doryrhamphus excisus (bluestripe pipefish)
Lineage: Eukaryota; Metazoa; Chordata; Actinopteri; Syngnathiformes; Syngnathidae
Source: RefSeq, a predicted model, not a curated record
ACCUUCGAUUCGUUUUUUUUUUUUUUCAAGUUAAAAACCGCGCUUGACUUCCUGGUGUACGGCCAAGGUUUGUUGUUCUAACUUGUAUCUUCCAGUGAGACUAGAACGGCCGAUGGAAACAUUUUACACAACCCAGUCGGACAACUUGAGCCGUUUUACUGACAUCAUAUUGGGAAGUACUACUUAGUACUACUACUUCCCAUUUUGCUCGCCGCAGUGUGUGAAAAUGUGUCAGAGGGACGAAAUAGGACACAGAAAAGAAACAUGUGAGAAGACGCCAUUGGAAAUUGAAAAAGCAGCAUCCAUUGUGCGGAUGCGAUGUCCUUGAUAAGACGUGCGAGCAUGGAACUGGUCUCGGUGCAACAUGGGUUUGAGUAUGAAACCCACGACGGUCGCCUUGUGUCCAUCAAGCCCAAUGAAACAUACUUCCUCGUGUCCAGGACCAACGAGCACUGGUGGCACGUACGUACAAAGCACGACGCCGCCGCCAGGCCUUUCUACAUCCCGGCUCAGUAUGUAAAGGUGCUGCCGUCACGCGGGGGCCGGGAAGCUCUCGGAGAUUCCUACCAGUUUUCCAGUUUUGGUCUAGGUGGGGACAAAGGAGAUACAACACCUGUGGAAAACACAGGAAGUAGUCGUGUACAAAUCCCACGUGGCGGUGGAGAUGCACAAGAGUCCGCAGUGUCUCCAUCGCAUGGAAAAGUGAAGUGGACCCGUGGAGAUGAUGACAGCCUCCAGCCGUCCCAGAGUUCACCUGCUUGUGACGUCACAGCGGAGGAAAAGAGGCCUGACGUGUUGUGCGAGGUGCCGCAACGCAACAUAGAACACAAGCUUCACUUUUCUUUCCAUUCUUUCGACCUUCCAUCCAUCCAUCCGUGGCGUCUACAUGGGCGGCCUCCUGCGUGGGAGUUUAUAAACAUGGUGGACACGUAUGCCGGCGUGUGGGAAGGGCAGCGGGCCAAGCGGGGUCUGACCCUGCGUCUGGCGUCUCUUCAGGUGGAGGAUGAAAGAGUGCCAGUGCCCAUCUACGUCAACCUAGCUCAGCUUCGCCAGAACCCCCCCGGGUCGCCACCCUGCCCCGACCCCGACCCCGACGGAUGGGAAGUGCACGUUGACCCAGCGAGCGGACAGGAGUACUACUACCACCCUGCCACGGGGCGCACCACCUGGGACAACCCCCUUACAGAGUCGCCCGACGAUCCCGACCCUGACCCCGACCCGGUGGAGGAGUCUCCUUCCCCCACGACCUCUCGCACCCCCUCCCGCUUCCUGUCCACCGCCUCCCGCCCGGCGUGGACCUCGGACUGGGAGCAGCUGGUGGAUGAGAGCAGCGGGCUCCCCUACUUCUACAACGCCAUGUCUGGGGAAACGUCCUGGGAGCCCCCAGAGCUCCUGAGCCCGUACCCCCCGCUGAUGGAGCCCAUGAGCGUGCACAGGUUUCACCAAGACGGGCUGCCGCCGCUGCCCGAGGAGGACUACCCCUCAGAAGACUACCCAGGGUACCAUCAACCCGAUCUGGACGAGGAGCCCCCGGCCACGGGACCCCCCGUGUCCCCCAGGGAAUACGAGCUGAGCCACGUGAGCCGCACCGUCAUCCCCAGGGCCAGCCUGGACCGCAGCGCCCCCGCCGGCUGGAACCUCAACGUGGAACACGACGGCACCUGGGUGUUCACCAGCGAGCGCUCGUCAGAACAGUGGGUCAAGUCUGUGGACGACCUGGGCCAGACCUACUACUACUUGAGAGAUGGGUCCAAGUCCCAGUGGAACCUGCCUGAGGUGGGCCCCGCCAUGUCGGCCCAAUCCCAGGAGGAAAGCGCUGAGGAUGGAGACGGCGUGUUCGUCUUCAAGAACUGGAGACACAGCGUGGGACCGGCCCAGACCAGCCAGUUCCAGGAAGACGGGAGGACGGUCCCGGCCCACCGAAGGACCCCGUCGGAGUACAGCAGCGACAGCUCCAGCACGGGCCACUCUCCCGAGGGACAGCCCAAUCCUGACUUUUCCCUUCAUGAUGUCUCCCAAUCCUGGGAGAUACUGCAGUUGCAAAAGCCUGACUUUCCCCUUCAUGAUGUCUCCCAAUCCUGGGAGAUACUGCAGUUGCAAAAGGUGCAGAACUUGGAGAAAGCCGGAAUCCUGAACAAAACAAAAGUGUCUGAAAACGGCAAAAAAGUCAGGAAGAACUGGGCCCAGACGUGGACGGUCCUGCACGGAGGAGUGCUGACGUUCCACAAAGAUCCAAAAUCCACAGCGCCGGGAACGUCGACCAAGACCAAUCAGAUCGUCCCCGAGGUCACGGUGGACCUGCGAGGAGCCGUGAUCGGCUGGGCCUCCAAAGAAAAGUCCAGCAAGAAGAACGUUUUAGAACUAAAAAGCAAGAACGGGGUUGAGUUCCUGAUCCAGUACGACACCGAGAGCAUCAUCAGCGACUGGCACAAAGUAUUAAUGGACACCAUACGCCAGCUCGAGUACCAGGACCCCCAUUCCGAGGAGGACGACAGCGACGUGUACGAGAAGGCGGGCAGCGUGGAGCGUGAGGAGAAGCUGGGCGGGAGCAUCGACAGGCGAAGAUCCUCCAGACCGAGCGUCUACAGCACGACGGGCGGAGAAACGGACCCGAGGAAGGUUCGCACCAAGCUGAUGAAGUUCCUGAUGAAGCGGCCGACGCUUCAGUCCGUCAAGGAGAAAGGAUACAUUCGAGACAGCGUGUUCGGCUGCCAUCUGGACGCCCUGUGUGCACAGGAGAGAACCACUGUUCCCAGUUUUGUGGAAAAGUGCAUCAAAGCCGUGGAAAGACGAGGUUUGGACAUCGAUGGACUGUACAGGGUCAGCGGGAACCUCGCCGUCAUCCAGAAACUUCGCUGCAAGGCAGAUCAAGAGGAGCUUGACCUGGAGGAUGGGCAGUGGGAGGACGUUCACGUCCUCACGGGAGCGCUGAAGCUGUUUUUCCGCGAACUUCCGGAGCCGCUUUUCCCCUACAGCCACUUUCAUCACUUCAUCACAGCCAUCAGACUUCCUGAUUACAACACAAAGGUGUGUUGUAUUUCGGAGUUGGUCAAAUCUCUGCCGGCAUCAAACCACGACACCAUGAAGCUCCUCUUUGGGCAUUUACGCAGGGUCAUCCAGUACGGAGAAGACAAUCGCAUGACGGUGCAGAACGUGGCCAUCGUCUUCGGACCCACGCUCCUGCGGCCCGAGAUGGAGUCCGGCAACAUCGCCAUGCACACGGUCUUCCAAAACCAGAUCGUGGAAUUCAUCCUGAACGAAUACGAGCGUAUCUUUCUCUCCAGCUAAAGAACGUCCAGAAUGGAGAACACCCGUGGUGUCUUUUGUCCAUAUUUCACCUGUAGGACUGUUCCAUGUUUUUGUGUUGCAGGAGUGGACUCUGUUUGACACGAGAUGUCUCCAUCUCACACCAUCUCACAGCUCUUAUUGUCUUGACAGCCUCGCCUCACCAGCCAAGUUGCAUCAACGUUCCUUUUAAAACCACCGUUAUUUUACAAGCUUUCAUAGCAUUUAAAAUGACAGCAAAGAUUGGAUUCUAAUGUUUACCUGUUUGCGCCAUUGACUUUAUUGUAAUAUAGACAUGUACAGUGUAGCGGAACUAUUAAUAACCGCAGCCAGCUGUGAGCUAAUAUAGAAUAUUUAAAUACAAAAAAAAUCUAUGCUGUAUUUUUAAAAACAGUACAAUAUAGAAUUGGUAGUUCAGUGAAAAAUCAGCCUGACCAACAAGAGAGAGAUGAUUACUAAAGGAAAUGUCAUGUAAAUAGAAACACAGCCUGCAAUAUGCUGCAAGUUGUCAAAAAUGUUCUUCCAUAAUAAAAAUAACUUUGUAAA